Messenger RNA from Oncorhynchus mykiss (rainbow trout), 1587 nucleotides. RefSeq names its product forkhead box protein D3-B-like. The record is from RefSeq and is a predicted model, not a curated record. Lineage: Eukaryota; Metazoa; Chordata; Actinopteri; Salmoniformes; Salmonidae. Gene Ontology annotation, biological process: anatomical structure morphogenesis; regulation of transcription by RNA polymerase II; cell differentiation. Gene Ontology annotation, molecular function: RNA polymerase II cis-regulatory region sequence-specific DNA binding; DNA-binding transcription factor activity, RNA polymerase II-specific.
UUUUUUUUGUUGUUAAUGAAAAGCAAAAAGGCAGGAGGCAGGCCCGUCGCGUGUGUCGGCUCUGGCUGGUGUCCGACCCGAGGCUCAUCAUCUCGCCUGUUGGCGCAUGCAGGUGGCACCGGACCCGCGAGAGGAUUAUGACCCUGGAAGGAGAGCUCGAACUCAUGGAGAGGGCAGAUGCCGACGUGGAUGGAAAAGGGAACAAAGCUACACGGAACCAGGGGUAUGUAUCUUUAACCAAAGAAGACGGGGCCGAUUUGGAGCAGCAAAGCGCUGCGUCCUUGUCUCCAAAACAGCCAGCGAAGGAUACGGAGGAUGAGGGUGACUUUACGCCGAACUGCACAGAGAGAAUCGCUGCCUCGGUGAAACCUCCGUACUCCUACAUCGCUCUUAUCACCAUGGCAAUCCUCCAGAGCCCGAAGAAAAGACUGACUCUCUCGGAGAUAUGUGACUUCAUCAGCCAGCGCUUCACGUAUUACGGGGAGAAGUUCCCCGCGUGGCAGAACUCCAUUCGUCACAACUUGUCCCUCAACGACUGCUUCGUCAAAAUGCCCCGGGAGCCCGGUAACCCCGGGAAGGGGAACUACUGGACGUUAGACCCUAUGUCGUCUCAUAUGUUCGAGAACGGGAGCUUCCUACGGCGGAGGAAACGUUUCAAACGGCAGAAUUACCGAUUUGGGAUGAUGGACACCCGGUGCCCGCUCGAGCGCAGCAGCGUGCUCCCUGGAUUUUCCUUCUACGGGACAAACGGAAUAGGGCCGUGUCAUUUUCAGGUACCCGGUUUGGAAUUGUACCAUCACUUGGGCAUCGAACAUCAUUCUGUUUCUAACCAAAGCAUCCCACCAGUGAGCAGCAUCUUGCCCGCGCUCUCCUCACUUUUAUCAAGGAAUUCGAACGUUGUCCAAAAUACAUUUCUUCCACAUCCGUCUCUUAGCUUUGAGAAUUUCGAAACGACGCGCCGCUCAGCCUCCACAGUGGCCCAAGCUUUGGUCCCCGGAUCUUCAUUUCUGUCCCCGGCCUCGCUCCAUUCAAUGGGCGCUCCGCAUCUCUGGAGCUUUCAUCCCGAGUACCACAAACUACGCUCUCUCCCCAACUCCAGCCGUAUAGCAAAUGAACUCUUGCAGCAACUUGGUGACAAAUAGCUUAAUCAAUAGUGUUUUCUGUAUUGACGAGGAUUCAUUAGGGAAAACCACCUUUCAUAGAUUUGUAUUUAUUCAAUUAAACAAAUGCUUCAAAUGAAAAAAAUAUAUGUUUUGAAGAUGUGUCAAUUGAGUCAACAUUUUUAACAAUGUUAGUGGCCAACCCAAAAAAUAUGUUUUGCAAUAUAAAUGUUUGAGGCCUAUAUUUUGUGUAAAUAAGCACUUUAUAAUUAAAUGUUUUUAUUUAAUUUAUAACGACAUUUGGCAACAUCAUUAAUUGUAAUGUUGAAAACAACACUGAUUUUUUUUUAAAUCAAAUUGAACAUGUCAGAUUUAUUAUACAACUUCUCUUGAUUCACUAACGCAGAACCUCUCCGAAUUAGCCUAAUCUCCCAAAUGUGCCAAUCUUGCCAGUGGCAAAUGUAAUCUCUAUACUUUGACAAUGUUA